Messenger RNA from Penicillium daleae, 1677 nucleotides. RefSeq names its product nucleobase cation symporter-1 family protein. The record is from RefSeq and is a predicted model, not a curated record. The transcript has 6 exons. The coding region runs from base 1 to 1677 and encodes 558 amino acids. NCBI's taxonomy places the organism in Eukaryota, Fungi, Ascomycota, Eurotiomycetes, Eurotiales, Aspergillaceae. Gene Ontology annotation, biological process: nucleobase transport; transmembrane transport. Gene Ontology annotation, molecular function: nucleobase transmembrane transporter activity. Gene Ontology annotation, cellular component: plasma membrane.
AUGACACUCAUGAUAUCGCACCUGCACGAGCAACUUCUUGUCAAGGCCGUUGACAAACAUGGCUCCCAGCGACCCGUGGACAUGUUGGACAAUGACUCCAUCCGUCCCACACCAGCCAAAGAUCGAACCUGGACUCAAUUCACGUACAUGAUGUUCUGGUUCUCUGCGACGGCAAACGUCAGCAAUUUGUACUCUGCCUCUACGGGAAUGACCAUGGGGCUUACCAUGUGGGAGGCUAUUGCCUGCUCCUUUGGUGGCCAGAUUCUUGCUGGAUUCUUGAUGGCACUGAACGGUCGUGCUGGUGCAAUGUAUCGAAUUCCCUUCCCCGUGUUAUGUCGGUCUAGUUUUGGGCCGUGGGGUGCUUUCUGGCCGACUUUCAAUCGGGCGGUCAUGUCGAUUGUGUGGAAUGGUGUUAAUUCUGUUCAAGGAGCGCAGUGCUUGUAUGUCUUCCUACAUGCCAUCUUUCCUUCCAUCGAAAACAUUCCUGAUAAGAUGGGCUCCAAGUCCGCUCUUACCUCUGCCCAGAUGAUGUGCUUUUUCGUCUACUGGAUCAUUAACUGCGCAUUCCUCGUUGUGCCCGUCCCCAAGAUGAAGUCACUGGUAUACGCAAAAGUGGUAGUCUACUUUGCCGGUACCAUUGCAAUGCUAGCAUGGACAGUAUCCCUAGCCGGUGGUUCUUCCAAGUUCCUACACAUGUCAUCCACUGUCCACGGCACGGAGAAGAGUUAUCUGAUCCUAAAGUUCUUCUGGCUGGGACUCGCAUCUUGUGGGACAUUCGUGUCCAACGCAGCCGAUCUUCAACGCUACGCACGAAAACCAAAUGAUGUGCUCAUCGGCCAGAUUAUCAGCUUCCCAGUGUCGAAUCUGUUGGUUGCGAUUCUGGGCAAUGUGAUUGCAUCAGCCAGCAAGGCCAUCUUUGGAGAGUUGAUCUGGAACCCUCUCAAUUUCCUGGAUAAACUAAUGGAAGGAGAGCGAUAUACCUCCGGAAACCGCGCAGCCUGUGCCUUUAUUUCCUUGGCUUUCGUGUAUUCCACUGUGUUCUCUGCCAUAUUCGAAAACUCCAUUCCCGCCGGAAAUGACAUCGCAGCACUAAUGCCGCGAUACAUCACAAUCAAACGAGGUUUCUUCAUCUGCGCAGUCCUUUCAUACGCAAUCUGCCCAUGGUAUCUCCUCUCCAGCGCCUCGAUAUUCAUCACAUUCCUCUCCUCCUACCAAAUCUUCCUCUCCGCCAUCGCCGGUAUCCUAAUCUGCGACUACUACCUAAUUCGCCGUGGCAACCUGAACAUUCCCGCUCUGUACACUGCACACCCAGAGGGACUGUACAGAUACUUGUACGGCUUUAACCCGUGGGCCUUUGCAACUUAUAUUAUUGCCGUAGCGCCCAACUUCUAUGGUUUUCUUAGUCAGAUGGGCGUUAAGGCUCCGGUUGGGAUCCAGCGGUUUUAUUAUGUUGCUUAUCCGACUGGGUUGUUGGUUGCGUUUUGUGUGUAUUAUGCUGGUAGUUUGGUUUUUGCGCCGAAGGGGAUGGUUAAAGGUCCGGGUUGGAAGGAGCCGAAGGAUUAUGUGGAUGAGAAUGAUCCGACUGGGGAUGAGCGGUAUGCCAUUGAUGGGGUUGAGGUUGGUGAUUCUGCGGCUGAGAAGGGGACUUUAACUGCUUUGAAGGAGGUGAAGUUUUGA